GGUACAGGAUGUACAGAAAAAGUCAGACAACAGGCUUCCCUUCAUUAAUUACUAUUUUCUCAGCACCAAAUUACCUAGAUGUCUAUAACAACAAAGCGGCUGUGUUAAAAUAUGAAAACAACGUCAUGAACAUUAGACAGUUCAACUGCUCUCCUCACCCGUACUGGUUGCCCAACUUCAUGGAUGUGUUUACAUGGUCAUUACCGUUUGUGGGCGAGAAAGUGACUGAGAUGUUGGUGAAUGUCCUGAAUAUCUGUUCUGAUGAUGAACUCAUGUCAGAGGGAGAUGACUUGUGCGAAGGUGGGGCUCCUGCUGUUCGUAAGGAGGUGAUCAGAAAUAAGAUCCGUGCCAUUGGGAAGAUGGCUAGAGUCUUUUCUGUGCUCAGGGAAGAAAGUGAGAGUGUACUGACCCUCAAAGGGCUCACCCCAACCGGAACGCUACCUCUAGGAGUGCUGUCUGGAGGCAAGCAGACCCUACAGAAUGCCAUCCAAGGCUUCUCUCCAACACGGAAAAUCCGCAACUUCGAAGAAGCUCGUGGCCUGGACCGAAUAAACGAACGAAUGCCGCCUCGGAAGGACGGCCAGAAACCUGACGGUACCACAGUUAACGCUGCCAACGAGAAGAACGGCACUGACGGGAAUGUGUAAGGGGAGAUUUUGCACUUUUCCUCUCCUCCAUAGGAUUUUCUCUUUUUCUGCCACGUUCUCCAUGAGACAGACCCUUCAACUGCCGGAUCCUGCAGAGGAGAUGUGGCCUGGGAUGUGGAGAGGAAUCAUUCCACAAUCAGAGAGAGAGAGAGAGAAAACACUUAUAACUAAGUACAAACAUGAGAUUUUAUUUAUUAAAUGAAGCGUAUUAGAUGUACUUGAGAUAGCAACAUUUUAAAAACGAGUGAACAUUGGAAGUGC
This is a messenger RNA of Danio rerio (zebrafish), 908 nucleotides long. It is a transcript of the gene ppp3cca, whose product is annotated as protein phosphatase 3, catalytic subunit, gamma isozyme, a. Gene Ontology annotation, biological process: calcineurin-mediated signaling. Gene Ontology annotation, molecular function: calcium-dependent protein serine/threonine phosphatase activity; calmodulin-dependent protein phosphatase activity; protein serine/threonine phosphatase activity. NCBI's taxonomy places the organism in Eukaryota, Metazoa, Chordata, Actinopteri, Cypriniformes, Danionidae. The record is from RefSeq and is marked validated.